Messenger RNA from Lucilia cuprina (Australian sheep blowfly), 982 nucleotides. RefSeq lists its product as uncharacterized. The record is from RefSeq and is a predicted model, not a curated record. NCBI's taxonomy places the organism in Eukaryota, Metazoa, Arthropoda, Insecta, Diptera, Calliphoridae. Gene Ontology annotation, biological process: regulation of signal transduction. Gene Ontology annotation, molecular function: protein phosphatase inhibitor activity. The coding region runs from base 91 to 690 and encodes 199 amino acids. The transcript has a single exon.
CUAUAUGACAUUUUCUGUAAAAUUUUAUAAAUUACUUUUUUAUUUUUAUUUAUUUUGUUUUUAAUAAUUUGUAAAAAAUCUAAAAAAACAAUGUCGAGCAAAUCUCAAUGUUCAAGUAUUUCGGUCCAGAAUUUAACACAAAAUUCCAAAUUAGAGAAAAAAUUACGAUUCAAUGAAGAAAACAUACAGCAAACACAUCAUCCAGUUCAAAAGGAUUAUGGAUUUAUUGCUAUCCCUGAAGCUAAAACACCAUUUCCUAGGCAUGGUGAUCCCAUAUCAGCCGAAGAUUUGCGUAAACGUUUACAAGAAUCACUGGAUCGUGCUAAUCGUAUGAUGCUCAAUGAUAAUACUGAUGACGAACGUAGCUUUAAUAUGGAUGAACUGCAAACACCAUUAACAAGUUUAGAUUUCGAAGACCAAGAACGUAGACGAUCUGAAUUCUAUAAAAAACGUAAGAAAUUUUAUCAAUCUGAAUAUAUUAUAGCGCAACAAAAAUCAAUGAGUACAGAAAUGCCACAACCUGGUCCGUCUAUAGGAGAGAAUUGGCGUAUUGUGAACAAUGAUGGAAACUAUUCUUUGCCGUCAACUUUUAAUUCUUUUAUAAGUAAUAAUCGUCAGUCUACGGUAAAUUAUGAAACACUGCGUGAAAUUGCCGAACAAAUGUCUAGUUCAAGUGAACAAUUUAUUUAGUUGCUCAUAUUAAAGUAUUUACUUUAGAUGUAUCUAUAACAGACGAAUUUAUAUUUAACUUAAUCACUUUCAUUUAUAAGUAUAUACCAGGAAAUAUUAUAUGCCAGACACGUUUAACUUUAUCUAUAGAAAUUAUUAAUUAAAUUCGCAAAUCAUAGAAAAAAUAUUUUGAAUGUAAUACCACAGAGUGUAAAAAAAUAUUUCAUACAAAAAGCUUUGUAUUGUUAUGUUGAAAUUAACAUUGGUUUUUUUUUUGUAUUUUUUAAUAAAAUUGAUAUGUAGUUUACAAGUA